AUGGCUUUCCUUCAUGGUGUUCUCAGUGGAGUGAAAGAUGACAAAAAUGUUUCACAUUACGUAAAUAACAUAGAACCUAAGCUUAAUGAUGUUAUCGAUACAUUACAUAAACAUGUUGGCAGGGGUCGUGAGCAUUUUGAUGCCGCGAGCCGUGAAGUGUAUGCAUGGUUACAUUACUAUGAUGAGCACAUUAAGAACAGAACAAAUUACAUUACGUCACGUUUAGAGUCACUUAGCACAGAUUUAGAUGGCACUCAUAAAAAAUCUGUGGAGCAGAAUAUAGGUCAGCCACUUGCUAAGCAGUUGACGACCUGGAACGAGACGGUUGGUAACAUAUCGACCGCUGUUGGCAACAUACAUAAAGAAGUUGAUAACCUCGACCCUGCACUAAAACUAAAAAUACGUCACGAAAUAGAACCCAUAAAAACAGUAGUUAGCCACUUGAAAAAAGUUGGUGCGACUCAGGAAUUCGUUAGCCAAGUCGCGGCAGUGGACACUGAGUUGGAUAAGCAGCAGAAGAAUUUGGAGAAGGCGAUAAAUGAACAAAUUGAUAAGGUGCACACGGAGUUGGAAAAUAGAACCCGUAAGAUUAUUAGCAGUAUCGAGGCUUUGUAUGCGAAGGGAGAUGAGCAGUUCAAGGCUGUAAGGAACGCUGUGCAAGAUGCAAAAACGAACGUCGAUAGAUAUUACAAGGGUUUUGAGACGGAAUUUAUGGCACCGAUUUUGGCGUGCUUUGAUGAUAUUAAAACCCAAUUAAUGCCGGUUGAUCCUACGAGUGAGGGGACCGGUGCCUCACAUAAUAAUUCCAAGCUGAAGCAGCAAGCUGACCUAAUUAAGACAAAACUCUUGGCAGUUGCAGACCAGUUAGGGGGGUAUGUCUAUGAAUUGGGAACGUGGAUGAGUAAAAAUGAAAAAUUCAUUGAAACAGCGCAGAAAGACGCUGUUAAAAUUAUUAGAAAGGACGCCGGUUGGCAGAAUCAAAUAAAACUAGACGCGAUGUCGGAAGAAAUGAAAAAAUUGAAGGGCGAUCUGGAAAAGUAUAUUACGAAUGAUAUUAAGGGGGAGCUUGAAAAGUUAGUCCAUCAGGCUGAGACGGCGUUUGGGACAUUGAAAAUGAACGCAGUUAGAAAAGAGCCUGGCGGAUCAGGCGAUCCUAGUGUUGAUUAUAAUUGGGAGAAGCUUACGAAGAAGAUUAAGAGUCUUGUUGAGGCAAUUAACGGUGAACAUACGAAUAAACCAGAUUAUGAAGGAUUGAAGGGGAUUCAAGAAAAAGUGAAGGAGUGGGCCGAGAAUUUCAAAAAGGAGGGGGACGACGAUAAUGGUUUUAAGGGUAUAGUAAGGAGGUGGUUGGAGGAUCUUCUGUAUAGUGAACCGGUAAUGGCAUCGCUAGGGGAUUAUGCGGCAAAUAAGAAGGAUGCUGAGCUGGAAGACAUCUUCGAUGACGCUGAGACAGGUAUUUCUGGACUGGCAAAGGCGAUUGUUGGAAAGCUUACCACCGAGAUUGGUGCAGCUGUUGUGGCUGCCCAAGAGAAUCCCGGAACAACGAUUCAAGAGAAUAUCGCCGCUGUGCAGGAUGCUUGCGAUACAUUUGCCGAUGCGCUCGUGAAAAGGAUUACGAAUGAAGACAAAAACAUUUUGCAAGGUACUAAGUAUGCUUUUUUCGGUGUCAUAGCCACAGCGAUGGAUACCGCAAUUAAGAAAUCGGCAGAUGCCGCCGUUACUAGGGACAAAUAUAAGCUCACGCCCACCAUUGAUAUUAUCCUCCACCAACUAGUAGUUGUGGCCAGGCGGGCUGGAGAGGCAGUGGAGUCUCUCACCGGUGAUGGCGGUUACAACCUGGGAAGGAGCAUAGAGGAGGCUAUCAGUCAUGUAGGACUUAUCGACGAGCAGUUUAAAGAGAAAACAGAAAAUCUCGAAGCAGCUCAUUUUGGCCCGAAAAUCACAAAGGCACUAGUGACUGUUCGAGAACAAGUUGAGACACUAACCCCAAUAUUAAAUACAAAAAAUGGUUCACUCAAGUCAAAAGUCAAGGAAAUAAACCUAGAUGCGACAACAAAAAACCUUGAUAAAUGGUCGAAUGAUUUAACCCAUCAUCUUAGAGAGAUCACAUCAGCGUUUGCGAGAACGGGACGAAACAUUAAUGCGUAUUUGAACGGCUUAAACACUGAACAGAUAAAUGUUCAACUUCGCAAAAUCAAAAAUGAUAUUGAAAAACUGAAAAUAGAGCAGAUUACUACAGAUCAUUGUGAAAUCCAAACAGCCAUCAAAUCCGUCAUCGCUAUAAUUGGAGGACUUGAGAACGUACCAGCGGACGUGAAGAAAAAGAAGGGAGAAGUGGAUGACCUCUUGAAACAAAUUAAGGAAUACUUCCGCAGGCUACAACUAAAUAUUGAAUAUAUUGGUGGAAAAGUCGAUGUAGCAGAACGGGCGUUGAUAAAUGCUAUUAAUGAAGUUGACAAGGUUGUUCGCGCGGCCUACGGACAAAUCAAGCACGCAGUUGAUACACUAAAAGGCAACCUCCUAGCUGCCGUCCAAUCCGCAUUUGCCCAAGUCAUUGUGGCGGUAAAGAAACUAUAUGUAACGGAACGACUGGCUGACCUGAAAGCUCUAGGAACGGUGGUGUAUAGACAGAUAAGAGAAGUGGAAUGGAUUAUCCAAAACGACAAAGUAACCGGUGUAAAAGGAUUUUUGAAUACAUUAAAUAAGCAUUUUGCUUACCCACUUAAUAAGUUUUUAACGCCUCCUCAACCUCCAAAAGCACCUAGUGGCAACCAAGGGCAGUCUCACAAAAAAACUUUUGUCGACCUGGCGAAGAAGCUGCAUGAAUACUUCGCAAAAUUCUUCACAAACUUAGAGGGGCAGACAGAUUUUACGCCUGAUUUCAAAAUAGUUGCGCCAUCCAAGGAAGCGCUGGCCGAACUUCUCACUGGUCUUGCCAAGUCACAACAUUUCGACCAUGAAUUUAGUAACCAUUUAGAUGAACUGGAAAAUGUUAUUACAGCCUUAAAGCCGUCGGAAUUCGGCGAUGCAGAAAGCCCGAGCUUGCUAAAUGCUCUGAGACAGGGCUUCCUGCCUCUGGUCACCCAGCUUGACAAGGCCUACGUCAAUAAAUACUCCGGGGAGUACUGGUAUACCUAUGAGUCACGCAAGUAUGCGAUGGUAUGUUCUACUAUAAUGUCCACCCUGUUCCGCGAUCUGUCAUAUUUGAAAGGCAAAUGUAACGGUAGUUGGAGAUUCAAGAAAAUUCAUGCAGCCAAUGAUCUCGGUGAUUUCUUCGAUAAGCGUGGUUUUACAGUUUGCAAGGAAGAAAACAUACAGGACGGUCAAUUGCGUAAUGACGAAGACCAAAAAGGCCAGGAACUUUUUUCCGGCGUAGACAGAUUAUUCGAUGUGUACGGCACAGGACACCUUGAGAAGCUCCACGAUGCACUUAUAACGUACAACUGUGUGUGUCACAUAACUCUUCCAUCAAACCCUAAAUAUCCUAGCAGUGUACGUGACAUGCUUUCAUGGAUUUGUGGCCUACCGUUUACUCAGGUUUACGGUCAAGUUAAAAAGCAUUGCGCACAGCUACUUAAAAAGGAAGUCGACGAAGCCGGAAAAAGAUCAGAAACCCCAGACCCUGUAAUCACUGAAAUUCUAGAAACCAACCUGUGCCACAACCUCUCCGAGACAUGUCGACUUUCAUACAAUACGCUCACCAGAAUUCAGGGGCAUGGACACGGCGCGAAAAAUGCCGACUACCCCUACGCUUGUAACUUCCGUGACAACUCUCGCGGCUUUCAUUAUCCCAAUGAUGUAGGCAGUCUGUUCGAUGUGCUCCGUGAAAUAUGUCAACGUGUUCUCUCUCAGCUGACGUUCCUUCGUGGUCGGUGCCGUGCCGGGUCCCAGAUAGGUGGAUGGGCUGACUGCUCGUACGGGCAGAUGAUCCCAAGCUACCAGUGGGACUGCGACAAGUCAAGCGGAGAAGUAACCAGCAAACCAGAGUGCCAGGCAAAGUGCCAACCAAAUUGCCAACCAACGUGCCAACCAAAAUCACCAUUGCAAGCACACCUAACAGACCAGCUACCUGGAUUCAUGCCGCACGACGUAACGUCCAAGGGAAUCAAGCUUUCAUGUUCAACGUGUCCUAAAACGUCCCCUGGCAAGCCUUGUAUUACUCCGAUGGGCUUUUGGGAUUUGCCGAACUCCGCGUCCAAAAUAGGCUUCGGCAAAGAAAUAUACCAAACGCUUCACUUGCUGUGCCAAAAUGCCGGGUCACCGCUUUGUGCUUUGCUCCGAUGUCUCAAGUGUCUCUGCCCAGUGGCGCCAAAGAAUUUGGACGAUAUGUUCUCAUUCUUCUGUCAUGUUAUGCAGGGUUGGUAUAAUUCGGACUAUGCGUAUGCGGUAGCAUACAAGGGCAAAAUUGAUGAAGCCAUUAAAAAGGCUUUCCCACUAUCACUGUCGCUCCAUGAAAAUUACCAAGUUGUAGGUAUUACAGACGCACUAAGAGAUCUGUAUUAUUCAAAAGAUGACCACAGAGGCGAUGAAAUUGAAAACUGUCAUUACGAUUUAUGGAGCGUCAGCAAACACGUUCCACGAAACGAUGCGCUGACGUGUUCAGCCAAUACGUCCAUAACUUGCGCUCCCUACCUCCAGCCACUAGGCCUUCAUGCCAAUCACACAUACUCACCCAAGCACUCAGCCAUUAUUGACACUAUAAGAGAGUUAGAAGGUAAAAUAGGUAAGGGCUCUGGUGUUUCAGGAUUUUGCGACGCCAUUGGGAGUGUGCAGCAGGGGCUGCAGGGGUAUGAGGGGAAACAUACCGAGCUGACGACCAAUGUCCUCAUGGACGUAAACACUAUUAAAUCACGAAUAACGCACUUAGAUUCACAAUUUAAUGACAUUAGAUCUAAAACACUGGUUAACCAGUUAAAUGACAUUAAGCCUGUGGCCGCUGACAUGUCAUCUACAGCCGACCUGCUUUGGAAGGACAAUGAUCUGUUAGAUGACGGUCUGAAAAAGCAGUUAACGCCGGCUGUUGAAAAAGUCAAGCAGGCGGUUGGUGGCUUUAAUAGUGUCGCAGGAGAUACGGGUGUCACAACACAGGCUAGCCUAGUAGACAGGGCCAUAGAGGAAAAGCGUCAGCAUUUGGAAGGUCAAAUUAACAAGGGUGCUCUAGAACUUGAACGUAAAUUAGAUGUUGAAGUUAAGAAAAUUCAAAGUGAGUUGACGGCUUUAAAAGAUGAAACAUUAAAAUCUGAAAUUACGUUGCUGCGGCAGGCUUUACAGGAUGCCAAGGCAGAUAUUGUAGAUCUACUUGACAAUUUCGACGGGACUCAUAAACCACAAAUUAGUGAGAAAUUCGAUCAAAUUAAAAGCGCACUAAAAGAUGUAUUGCCAGAUAAGAAAGGGAAAUCACCACUUGACAAGCAGGUCGACGCACUAAAAGAAAAGGUUGGGGAUACGGAAGGCGUGUAUCAACAUGUGCUCAGAAACAUUAAGAGAGAAGUUAACUCGGCGGUAACUAGCGCCGCAGAGCAUCUCACAAAGGUGGAUGAGGCAGUUAAAAGGGAUUUGUGGACGAUUAGGCAAAAUGUUGAAGAGCAAUUGAAUAAGUACGUGAAAGAAUAUCUGCGGUUAGUUACGGAGCAACUUCGGAUAAUUAAAGAGAAGGUGGGAAAGGACAAAAACGAUAAUAAAGAUAGUAUAGCAAAGCACUGGGAGGUGCUUACAAGUAGGAUUACGACCCUUGUUAAGAUGAUCAACGGUAGAGAUGGGGAAACUGGAAAGCCAUAUUACAAAGGUCUUAAAGGAAUUAAGGAGAGAGUGAAGGUGUGGAGAGAGGGUUUCACCGACGCAAAAGGAUUUGAGAAAAUAGUGGAGAAGUGGAUAAGGAGCAUUUUAAAGGGGAACGAGGACGUCAAGUUUUGGAUUAAGCAGUAUGUUGACGAUAACAAGAGAAAGAAUGGCGAUGGUUGUUUUAAUUCGGGCAUUAUAGACACGAAGCAUAGUCAAAUUGGUGAUGAAGGAAUCCCGAAGAUCGCAGAAGUUAUUAAGGACAAGAUUAUACAGAAGCUGAAUCGUGGUGAAUUUGAGCAAACUCUAUAUUUGGCUGGAAGAUCUGGCAAUAAUAUUCAGGAUAAUCUCAACGCUGUCAGAUUUGUUUGCGAAAAGUUCGCCAAGCAGGUUGGGGAGAAACUGGCGAAGAAAGCAAAUGACAUUAAGGAUUACAAAAAGCAUUUGGAUGAUUUAGUGUCUCAGAUUGUCACUGAGAUUGAAGGUGUUUGUAAAAAUGGUGGCACUGCCACUGAAAAUGAACAUCUCGAAUACGCAAUCGCAAUCACCCUGGUGGCGCUGCAGUCCGCCUCCAGGCACACCGCUAAAGCGCUCGGGAAUUUCACUACUGCUAAAGAUAAAUCCAAAAGGAUUACAUACAAUAUCAGCACCAAUGUGGAUGCGGCUAUAGCAGGUGUUGCUCUAAUAAAGGAUAUACUUGGCGAUGAGCACGGCAGCACCAACGAGCCAGGCAGUAAGAUUACCAAGGCAUUAAAAGAUCUUGAUUCACAGAUUGAAAAGCUUCACGGCGAUCUUCGAAAGUCCACUACAUCUUCAGAUCCUGCCUCCGACCCCAAGCUUAUUCAGAUUGAAGACAGUGUGGAAAAAAGGGUAGAAAACAUUCUGAGUGACAACGUUGGGACGAAUGGUUCAGAAGGUCAAGUGAAAAAAAAUUUUGGUGAGGAUGGUUUUAUGGCAGCGUAUAAUGACGAGACGAAAUUGAAUGCAGCUGACGGUAAGCUUAGGGACAGGAUCAAUAAGAUUAACGAACCAAUCAAUAAGUACUUCGAGAAAACAUCAUCAACUAACAUUGAUUUCGACGCUCUCUCAGAAUAUAUAAAAACGCUGGAGGAGUACAACAAUGCAAUUCGCGAUGUCAAAGCCACUGUAAGCAAGCUGGAAACUGUUCCCUCGUCUAUCGAAACGAUGUCUGAAGAGACCCUUCAACUUCUACAAGAACUCAGGCAAAAUAUAAAGAGACUUGAGACACAAAUUGACGGCAUCCAAGAAAACGUGAAUAAUGCCGAACGUAAUAUAGAGGAGGCCAUCGUGUCUCUUCACGAAUCUGUAAAUAAAUCUCACAUAAAGAUCUACGAUGAGACCGAAAAUUUUAGGAAAUCCCUCCUCUCCGCCGUUAAAUCCUCUUUCGAUAGUGUCAAGAAUUCCGUCCAAUCCCUCUUCGCGCGGCAGAAGCAGGCCGAGCUCACGCAGCUGCAGAGCGUCGUCACGGAGCAGUUGGAGAAGAUAGAAGAGAUAAUCAGGGAGGAUAAAUCAACAGGGGUGAAGGGUUUUUUGACGAUAUUAAGAGAGGGAUGUUUGAAAAUUUCCUGA
Messenger RNA from Babesia ovata, 7368 nucleotides. RefSeq lists its product as uncharacterized. The coding region runs from base 1 to 7368 and encodes 2455 amino acids. The transcript is spliced from 2 exons. NCBI's taxonomy places the organism in Eukaryota, Apicomplexa, Aconoidasida, Piroplasmida, Babesiidae. The record is from RefSeq and is a predicted model, not a curated record.